ACUGCUGCUACCAGCAAACCAAUAACAAUGACCACAGACCCACCAAGUGCUUCUGACACUUGUGGUGGACCAGGAUGGGCGUGAGUGGCCUACAUUAAUAUAACCAAUCCCAACCAACAAUGCCCUCAAGGACUUCAACUGAUAGACUAUUCGAUAAGAUCAUGUGGUCGUACACAAUUGUCUGCUGGUCUUUGCUCAUCUGUCAUGUUUCCAGUGGGUGGUGUCCAAUACAGGCAAGUAUGUGGGAGAGCAAUAGGUUAUCGGUUUGUACACAACUAUACGCAUUCGCUGGAUACCAUUCUGCAGGUAGGAAUACUAUCAAUGUUGCAUAUGUCGAUGGACUCAGUGUCACGCAUGGACAAUCUCCACGCACACAUAUCUGGACGUUUGCUAGUGGUUAUUUUAAUGGAACCUGGUGAUACUGACGCUCACGUGCGCUGUCCUUGUGAUGAGGGGAACACUUUUGGUUCUCCUCCAUUUGUCGGAAAUGACUACUUUUGUGAUAGUGUGGCCACAUCUAAUAACUAUAAUGUAAACCCGUUUCGUUUGCAUCCCGAUAAUGCGUUGUGGGAUGGUCAAUCUAGCCUCAACACAUGUUACAAUAACAACAAUCCUCCGUGGUUUACGAAAACUCUAUCAACUCCAACUACUGAUGACAUUGAGCUACAAAUGUGCUUCUAUAAUCCCAGCGUACACGCUAAUAUUGGACUUCAGCUCAUGGAAAUAUACAUCAGUUGAAGUGAUUGUGAAGGAAUAAAGAUUAAAUAUUUGCCGAAAACUUUUGUAAUGAAAGCACUGCCUGCGGGUGCUGAUGCCUCAACAUGUACUAUGCAUGGGACUAAUGGUGUGAGGCUCUACUCGAGGGUGGUCACACAGACCAGGAGAGUGCAGCUGGUCGAGCAGCACAUCCACAAAGUGGUGGACUUCUACAUCUCCCAGAGCCAGGCGGCCAACCAUGCAGUGAGAGAGAGGCAUGCAGCCUGCAUCUGUACUGCAGAGCUGGGCACUAAGGUGAACAACGAUUGUCUGAGACUGUACAUGGUGAGUGUAGGGGAGAUAUUUAGGACGAUUCUGGCACGUAAACACCUCACUUAG
Molecule: messenger RNA, 1095 nt
Organism: Halichondria panicea
Lineage: Eukaryota; Metazoa; Porifera; Demospongiae; Suberitida; Halichondriidae
Exons: 4
Coding region: 787-1095 (102 amino acids)
Source: RefSeq, a predicted model, not a curated record